ACGUAAACAAAUUAUUUUCCGGUCAUCCAAACAAACUAAACGCGCUCCGUUCGGUGCCGGAAUAAAACAACUUCAACACUCGAAAAAAGGUCAUUUAAAUAAAGGAAAUCGAUUGCUUUUAAAGGAAAAUCACAAAGCGCUCUUCGAAACACUUCGCCCUUACAUCCACUGCCAGCCGAAAACCCUUCAAAUCUCUUUACAAAAAGAUGGUCGCCCCAAACUUUCACUCCCAUCUCGCCCAGGUAGAGGUGUGCGAGGUGCAGUACAACAUACGCGUGCUCAAGAUGAAGGACUCGGUCCUGUUCUACAUCGGCCAGGACAAGGCGGAAACGUUCGACGAGAUGGCGGUAGCGAUGCCGAACGCAAACAACGGCACGGAAGUGGUGGGCACGACCAUUAUCGGCCCACCGGACGGUAGCGGUGCGCAGGAUCUGGCCCAGCGGCUGGCCAAAAGGCUCAAGAAACAGGUGUACCUGAGCCUCGGCUCGUCCGUCCCGAACGAUCGUAUCGUGCGGCCGUCGAUCGAGAAGAAGAUAUUCGACGACAUUAAAAACAAUAUCGAAUGCUUUUGAAGCAGCGCAGGGAUAGCAGCGUAGGAACCGCACGGAAACUGAAUAACAGAGAUGGAGAGAGCCAGAGCCAGAUAAUACUACAACUCCAUUACCUCAAGGGAGAUGAGGGAUCGCUUUUUAUCUCAUACUAGGGCGCGUGAUUUUUUACAUAUAUGCUUGCUAAAGAUGAUUGAUCGGAUUAUUAUGCUGUGCCGUAUAAUAUUUUUUGAAAAUAAAUACAAUCAUAAGAAACGAA
Molecule: messenger RNA, 807 nt
Organism: Anopheles coluzzii
Lineage: Eukaryota; Metazoa; Arthropoda; Insecta; Diptera; Culicidae
Exons: 2
Coding region: 207-572 (121 amino acids)
Biological process (GO): proteasome assembly
Source: RefSeq, a predicted model, not a curated record